Molecule: messenger RNA, 3306 nt
Organism: Pyrenophora tritici-repentis Pt-1C-BFP
Lineage: Eukaryota; Fungi; Ascomycota; Dothideomycetes; Pleosporales; Pleosporaceae
Product: Alpha-glucosidase, family 31 glycosyl hydrolase
Biological process (GO): carbohydrate metabolic process
Molecular function (GO): carbohydrate binding; hydrolase activity, hydrolyzing O-glycosyl compounds
Source: RefSeq, a predicted model, not a curated record
AUGGACCCGGAGAACGCUGCAUUUGGCGAAACCAACGAGUAUAAGAAGACAGCAUGGCUUCGAUGGGCAUUCCCAGACGCAAGCUUGCCCAAGGACCUUCAGAAAGCACUUGACAGACUGAGUCUGGACAUCAUGUCGCGCUCAGGCCUUGCGUUCUUGUCGUCUCUUUUGGCGUUGACAACUGCCCAGAUACCUUCGCCCUCUGAAAGUGGCUGGAGCACUACGCUCGCUGGCACACCGACGUCCUUCCGAUCAGUCUUUACCCUUCCUCCGUUGGUGGACGAAGGUGUCCAACAGAUUCCCAACAUCUACGACCCCGAAGCCGUCAAUGCUCAAGAAGUUUGCCCAGGCUACAAGGCAUUCGACCUCAAGAAGAGUGACCGUGGUCUUAGUGCUACAUUGACCCUAGCUGGAAAGGCCUGCAAUGCCUACGGUACUGACAUCGAGGAGCUUGACUUAAAGGUUGAAUACCAGGCAAAGGGAAGAUUGACCGUCAGCAUUGUGCCAAAAUACCUUGGUGCAAAGAAUCAAUCCCAGUGGAUGGUCCCCGAAGACCUUAUUCCGCGACCGCAAGCCGAGGAUUCUUACAAAGACACGGACCUGAAGUUCGACUGGGGAAACGAGCCAUCGUUUUGGUUCAAUGUUGGCCGUCACUCCACUGGAGAUGUUAUCUUCACUACCGAGGGUUCCAAGCUCAUCUAUGAGAAUCAAUUCAUUGAGUUUGUCAACAGUCUGCCAGAAGACUAUAACCUCUACGGCCUUGGCGAACGUAUCCACGGCCUCCGUCUGAACAACAACUUCACGGCCACCAUCUAUGCUGCGGAUGUUGGUGAUCCAAUCGACCGCAACCUGUACGGCAGUCAUCCGUUCUACUUGGAGACACGCUACUUCGAGAAAGGCAGCAAUGCCAGCAAUGUACCCCUGAAGCAAUCUAAAAUCCAACAGCCAAGCGUCGGAAGCAAUGAUAAGCCCACAGGUUCCGCUUACGAGUCACGUUCCCAUGGUCUCUACUACCGAAAUACCCAUGGUAUGGAAGUUGUCCUAAAGCCUGACCAUUUGUCAUGGAGGACCCUAGGGGGUGCCAUCGAUCUGUUCUUCUACGACGGACCCUCGCAGCCAGAUGUGACCAAAGAAUACCAGAGGUCGGCAGUCGGUCUGCCUGCCAUGCAGCAGUACUGGACUUUCGGUUACCAUCAGUGCCGAUGGGGAUACCGCAACUGGACUGAAUUGAGAGAGAUCGUUGAGACUUUGAGAGCUUUCGAAAUUCCGAUGGAGACCAUUUGGCUCGACAUCGACUACAUGGAUCAGUACAGAGACUUCACCGUUGAUCCUGUGUCCUUUCCUGCAUCUGAGGUCGCAGACUUCUUUGGGUGGCUCCACGGCAACAACCAGCACUUUGUUCCUAUUGUCGAUUCGGCCAUCUAUAUACCCAACCCUCAGAAUGCCAGCGACGCGUACGAUACCUACACCCGUGGCAAUAACUCAGGCGUUUUUCUUAAUAACCCUGAUGGGAGCCAUUACAUUGGUGCUGUCUGGCCCGGCUACACCGUGUUCCCCGAUUGGAUGUCUUCUAACGGUGCCUCGUGGUGGAUCAAAGAAAUGGCCGAAUGGUACAAGGAGGUGCCAUUCAGUGGCUUCUGGCUUGAUAUGAGUGAGGUAUCCUCGUUCUGUGUCGGCUCGUGCGGCACAGGUAGCGUCACCCUCAACCCAGUUCACCCGCCAUUCUCGCUUCCGGGUGAGAUAGGCAACAUCAUCUACGAUUACCCUGAAGGGUUCAACAUCACCAACUCGACCGAAGCUGCUUCCGCUUUAGCUGCUGCCUCGAGCCAGGCCUUAUCUACCAAGACAACCACGGCAAUGGCAGUGUCGUCCACCCCCACCCCCACGGUCUCCACUACCAGCUAUUUUCGCUCUACGCCUACACCCGGUGUACGAGACAUCAACUACCCUCCCUACGUCAUAAACCAUGUACAAGACGGCGCUGACUUAGCUGUCCAUGCUGUCAGCCCUAAUGCGACUCAUGCCAAUGGCAUGGAAGAGUACGAUGUUCACAACCUCUUUGGACACCAGAUCAUCAACGCUACCUAUCAAGGUCUCCUUUCUGUUUUCCCUGGAAAGCGUCCGUUCAUCAUCGGACGUUCCACAUUUGCUGGUAGUGGCAAGUGGGCAGGUCACUGGGGUGGUGACAACGCCUCCAAGUGGGCCUACAUGUUCUUCUCCAUUCCUCAGGCUUUAUCUUUCUCCCUGUUUGGUAUUCCCAUGUUCGGAGUAGACACCUGCGGCUUCAACGGGAACACUGAUAUGGAGCUUUGCGCCCGCUGGAUGCAGCUAUCAGCCUUCUUCCCCUUCUAUCGCAACCACAACGUGCUGUCCGCUAUCCCACAGGAGCCAUACCGUUGGGAGGCUGUAGCUUCAGCAUCGAGGACUGCGAUGCAUAUCCGCUACACUCUGCUUCCUUACAUGUACACCCUCUUCAACGAUGCUCACAAGACGGGAUCCACGGUUAUGCGAGCGUUGGCAUGGGAGUUCCCCAACGAGCCUCAGCUUGCUGGUGUUGACACACAAUUUUUGCUGGGUCCCAACAUCUUAGUCAUACCUGUUCUCGAGCCACAGGCCGACACCGUCAAAGGUGUUUUCCCGGGUAUCGUAGAUGGAGAGACAUGGUUCGAUUGGUACUCUGGUGAGCGCGUUCAGGCCGCAGCCGGCGUCAACACUACCAUAUCAGCGCCUUUGGGCCAUAUUCCUGUCUAUAUCCGCGGCGGGUCGGUACUACCAACUCAAGAGCCUGGAUACACUACUGCAGAAUCACGUCAAAAUCCUUGGGGUCUCAUCGUCGCACUUUCCAGCACAGGAACUGCAUCUGGUAGCCUGUACAUUGAUGAUGGCGAGUCUCUUGAGCCAGAGUCCUGCCUGGAUAUCACAUUUAACGUCGUGGACGGAAAGAUGAAGGUUGAUGUUCAAGGCGAAUACAAGGACAAAAACGCGCUUGCCAACAUCACGAUCUUAGGCGCUCCAGCUGCUCAGCAAGUCAAGCUCAACGGUGCGAUCAUUGAUGCGGCAAACAUGAACUACAACCAGACUAGCAGAGUAUUGAAGCUUAUGGGUCUGGAAGAUAUGACAUGUGAGGGAGCUUGGGAGAAUGGCUGGACCCUGACCUGGGAAUAAGUCGUGUUGUUUCCGUGUCGGGUGAACCAUGGUUGGGCGAUGAACGCUAUUUCUACGGCAUCCAAUGACAGGAAGAUAAUAAUUUGAUUAGUGAGCUAAAUCUAUUUAUACUCAAAAUUUUAUUGUCAAAUUUUAAGUGAA